Molecule: messenger RNA, 1248 nt
Organism: Closterium sp. Naga37s-1
Lineage: Eukaryota; Viridiplantae; Streptophyta; Zygnematophyceae; Desmidiales; Closteriaceae
Source: the annotation of a GenBank genome assembly
AUGCAGGCCAUCGCUUCUGCUUCCAGCAUGGAAGGGGCGCGCUCUUUCUUCCGCUCGCUGGACGCCGCCAUCUUCCUCUUCUCGCGCGUCUCCAACAUCCCACACCGCAGCCUCGUGCUGCCCUGUGUCUGCACCAACGACCGCUUCACUCUCGGCGCCGAGCUCUUUGUAACCACACACCCCCCCACGCACCACUUCCUCCCUUUAGUCAUGCCUCUCAUGCCACCUGCCAUACUGACAAAAGCCGCUACCCAUCUCUUCACCCCCUCCAUUGCCUAUCAGUGCAGUGUGACCCACAUUGGCCCCGCAUUAGCAUUGCAUGGCCAUGCCAUUUCUCCUUCCACUCACUCCAGUGAUUUGUCCCAGUUUUCAUCUAAUCCCAGUAUCCCUCCACUGUGUCUUUGUGCGUGCAACCGGCCCUUCCCGUAUGCGUGUUGGCGCACCACAUGGUGUGGGCAUCAGGACGGCAGCAUCAUCCGCGGGCAGAACGACAUCUCACACCCCGCUGUCGUGGACAGCCCACGCCACCUGUUGCUCUCCGUUGACAAGGUCGCCCUGCUGCCACCCCCCUGCUGCAAUGCCACGUCUGCACGCCUUGCCGCCGCCCCUCACACCCACACACGUCCACCACCCAGGUUGAUGGAGCGUGCCUCACGUGUGCUCCUGCUGCCUGUCUUUCUCUCCCUUUUCCUACCCGCAUUCUCUCUGCAGUCUUGUGACGCGUCGCCUCCUCUGCCCGCGCCCAUUCGCAGUGUGUUCUACAUGUCGAGUGAAGGCACCAACCUGCUGCAUGAGGUGUUCCCUUGUGUGAAUCCGCGAGUGCUGGAGCACAUGGCAUCAGUGGAUGCCAUCAUCUAUGGCAUAGGCUCCCUCUUCACCUCCAUCUGCCCCUCCCUCGUACCUACCUACACCCCUCCUUUCUUACCACCUCCUCGUCUUCACCAUUUGUGUUCAUCUCCCUCACUUCUUGCUCCUGUCAUGCUCUCACUUUCGCUGUUUUAUGCCAAUAGUUAUCCAUUUAUGUCUCCCAUUUUCGUUGCCCUCACCACUGUCCCGUCUGCAAUCCCUUUCCCCCGAACCUUAGAUCUUGCGACGGGUGGGAGAAGCAAUCGCCGCACGAGCAUGUCCCAAGAGAGAAAGGCUCUCGGUGGCAUCACAUGUUGUGGAGCAUGUUCCCCUCGUUUGCCCCACGUGCGCAUGGCAUGGCUGCGAAGGGGAGGGGCGCGACGGGGCCUGCUAGGGGCGUAA